Molecule: messenger RNA, 606 nt
Organism: Striga asiatica
Lineage: Eukaryota; Viridiplantae; Streptophyta; Magnoliopsida; Lamiales; Orobanchaceae
Source: the annotation of a GenBank genome assembly
AUGGCCGACGGCGACGUGAAAAAGGGGACGGUGAAGUGGUUCAACGAUCAGAAGGGGUUCGGCUUCAUAACUCCCGACGACGGCAGCGAGGAUCUGUUCGUCCACCAGUCGGCCAUCAAGACCGACGGCUUCCGCAGCCUCGGCGACGGCGAAGAGGUCGAGUACGUGCUCGAUCAAGGCAGCGAUGGCCGUCCAAAGGCCGCGAACGUGACUGGUCCCGGUGGAUCGUCUGUCCAGGGGAGCACCCGCGGCGGUGGAGGCGGAGGCGGGAGGAGCGGCGGCGGAGGGGGAGGUUACGACAGUGGAAGCAGGGGUGGCAGCCGCGGCUACGGCGGAGGUGGUGGAGCCUACGGCGGAGGCGGAGGUGGCGGCGGUUACGNUAUGGCGGCGGUGGAGGUGGCGGGGGUGCCUGCUACAAGUGCGGUGAGAGUGGGCACAUGGCGAGGGAAUGCUCUCAGGGAGGAGGCGGCGGUGGCGGACGCUACGGCGGCGGCGGAGGAGGAGGUGGCGGUUGCUACAAGUGUGGGGAGGACGGCCAUUUUGCUCGUGAGUGUCCCAACCCAGACCGUUGAGCAUUUGGCUCGUGAGUGUCCCAACCCAACGUAA